Messenger RNA from Aspergillus novofumigatus IBT 16806, 708 nucleotides. RefSeq lists its product as uncharacterized. The transcript is spliced from 4 exons. Bases 110 to 556 code for a protein of 148 amino acids. NCBI's taxonomy places the organism in Eukaryota, Fungi, Ascomycota, Eurotiomycetes, Eurotiales, Aspergillaceae. The record is from RefSeq and is a predicted model, not a curated record.
CUCAACUCCCAGAAUUUCAAACCCAAGGUCACACUGUCCACCCACAUUAUCCGCUAUCCGCUAUCCGCUAUCCGCUAUCCAGACCUCCAGAUACUCAACUUUCUCCAAAAUGGUCGCCCUAAACUCCCCAGUCGAAACACAGGAACCCGCCCUAUUCACAGGCGCCAUCCUCACCACCACAAAAUCCAAAAGCGGCACGUACCACCCCCCGAAAAACGAGUGGGCGUCCUUCAACACCACCGUCGGAACCAUCAAUGUCACCGGUACAAUCAACCACCUCAGCUUCGACACCGUCAUGGAAGUGAGUGUCGCGGGUCUCUGCGUCGGAGCGUUCACGGGAAACCCGCAGCUUUCGUUCAUUGUCGAGGUUGAUCUGGAGUGCGCCAAUGGGGAGCUCCAGCUCACGGCCGUGGGGGAUGAUAUCUAUCUCAAGGUUGAUAUGGCCUUGGUGCAGGUCGGGAAGGAUAAUAAGGCAGAGCGGGUGAAGUUGUCCGAGUCGGUUUGUGUCAAGAGUCUGCCGCAGGAGUUGUGUGAGCCGUGGAUGCCGAUGCGGUAGGAUAUAUGCUGGGUUUGAAUGUAUGGGCGUCUUAUGGGUAAGUCAGGAUAAAAUACAGGAUAUAGGGGUUUAUAUUCGUGGCCAAUUUGUCUAGAUGGGUUUAAUUGUUAAUCAUGAUUUAGGCGUGGAAUGGGAUGCAUGGUAUAUUUCUA